This is a messenger RNA of Cucumis melo (muskmelon), 1485 nucleotides long. RefSeq lists its product as uncharacterized. NCBI's taxonomy places the organism in Eukaryota, Viridiplantae, Streptophyta, Magnoliopsida, Cucurbitales, Cucurbitaceae. The record is from RefSeq and is a predicted model, not a curated record. Bases 1 to 1485 code for a protein of 494 amino acids. The transcript is spliced from 3 exons. Gene Ontology annotation, molecular function: protein dimerization activity.
AUGUCUGACCAAGUACGAGCUGAGUAUCGAACUCGAUUAGGCGCAUCAAUUGAUUGUACUCAAUUUUUAUUACGGCAAGGUCUUGCAUUUCGGGACAUGAUGAGACUGAUGAUUCAAAGAGUGAAGGUAACUUUCUUGAACUAUUGCGAUGGUUGUACAACCAUAACAAAGGAUAUUGAAGCCGCGACUUUGAAAAAUGCUCCAAAUAAUUUAAAAUUGAUUGCACCUGAUACUCAAAAAGAUAUAGUAAACUGCAUUGCAACAGAAAUUGUUAAUUUAGUUAUACGAGAUGUGAGUGACAAACAAUUUUCUAUCUUGAUAGACAAAUCAAAAGAUAUAUCUUCAAACAAGCCGAUGUCAGUUGUAUUACGAUAUGUGGAUGAAGGUCAUGUGAUUGAACAAUUUAUUGGAAUCAUCCAUAUCAAUAAUACACGUGCCCUAUCACUUAAGGAAGUUAUUGAUGGUUUUUUCUCUCAACAUGGGUUAAGUAUUGCUAAUUUGCGAGGACGAGGAUAUGAUGGAGCAAGUAAUAUGCAAGUGAAUGUUAUUGGAGCAUCAGCGACACGUCGAGAUAUUCUACGAGAGAAACAUAGCAUGAAAAAUUUUGAAGCUUUAAAUAAUGGUGAAAUAUCAAGUGGAAGAGGAUUAAAUCAAGAGAUAAUGAUUAAAAGACCAGGAGAUACUCGAUGGGGAUCACAUUACAACACUUUAACGAGUUUAGUUACAAUGUUCUCUUCAGUAGUUGAUGUGCUUGAGACAAUUAUGGACAGUGGAUCAAAUUCAGAACAAAAAUAUGAAGCACGGAUUCUAAUGACUUCAAUCUUGUUAUUUGACUUUGUUUUCAAUAUGCAUCUCAUGAAAAAUAUAUUAGGAAUCACAAAUGACUUGUCUCAAGUCUUACAAAGAAAAUAUCAGGAUAUUGUGAAUGCAAUGAAUUUAGUCAACAUUUGUAAAGGUAGACUGCAAGCAAUGAGAGAAUCUGUCUUCUAUACUGUCAUUGAUAUGCAACUUCAAGAGUUGAAUAAUCGUUUUACUGAAUCAAGUACUGAAUUGCUUCUCUGUAUGGCUUGUUUGAAUCUGAUUAAUUCAUUUGCUGCUUUUGAUAAACAAAAACUUAGUCGACUUGCUCAGUUUUAUCCAAGAGACUUUUCAGCUAUUGAACUCUCUAUGCUUGAGGAUCAACUUCAAAAUUACAUUAUUGAUAUGCGUUCAGAGUUUGUUGAACUAAAAAACAUUGGUAAUCUUGCAGUGAAAAUGGUCGUUACGAAAAGAGAUAAGGUCAACCCAUUAGUUUAUCGAUUGCUCACAUUGGCGUUGAUUUUAUCAGUUGCAACAGCUACUGUAGAGAGAACAUUUUCUGCUAUGAAUAUUGUGAAGACUCAACUGCACAAUCGAAUGGGAGAUCAAUGGAUGAAUGAUUGUCUUAUAGCUUAUAUUGAGAAAGAUUUAUUGGAUAAGUUAGAUAAUAAGCUUAUCAUGGAUUGA